UGAACGUGUUUCCUCAGUGGGGAUAUUGGAAGCCUCCUGGACGUACAGCAACCUCUCUACACGCAGGAUGAAGAAACCGUUAAUCUUGCUAGUCAUAAUUACUUACUUCCCAAUUCUCGUGGCAGUUGGAAUUCCUGCUAACAUCAUGGCAAUCGUAAUUCUCCUCAGAGGAAAGUGUGGUCUCUCCAAAUGUGUCGCCCUUUAUCUGGUGAUGAUGUCUGCCUCGGAUCUGAUGGUGCUUGUCUUUGCGGUCCUCUUUGGACGCAUUAUUUUCAUAUUUCAUCCUGAGUCAUUCCUACAUAUCACACCGCUGUGUAGCCUAAAUAAGGUCCUACUUUACUUAGCUAAAGACACUUCUGUUUGGUUUACAGUGGCAUUCUCCUUUGAUCGUUUCAUUGCUAUUUGUUGCCACAAACUGAAGACAAAAUACUGCACUUGGAGAACUGCCCGCGUGGUAACGCUUAUCAUAUAUGUGCUGUUUAGCAUAAAAAAUAUUCCGAUUUUCUUUGCCUUUAAACCUCAAAUAAAAAUUAAGAAUGUGCCAUGGUUUUGCCAGUUCAAAGAAAUAGUCUUCACUGCACCAGAAUGGAUUGCAUUUGAUUGGAUUGACUACAUAUUGACUCCAUUGAUACCUUUCUUUUUAAUUUUGUUGCUAAAUUCCAUGACAGUUCGGUACAUUUCAGUGGCCAGCAGAGUUCGCAGAAGAAUCCGAAUCACAAAACCGCAAAGUCAAAAUGACCCUGAGAUAAAGAACCGUAGAAAAUCCAUCAUUUUACUCUUCACCAUAUCAGGCAUUUUUAUACUGUUAUGGAUGACUCGAGUUAUCGAUUUUUUCUAUUAUUACAUAACAAGCAAUUUUUCCGACAGAGAUUUCAAUGAUGCUGCAUUUGCCUUAAAAUACUCAGGCGAUAUGUUGCAACUCUUGAGUUCUUGUACAAAUAUGUUUAUUUAUGUGGUGACUCAGGCCAAAUUCAGGGAGGAAUUGAGAAACUUAGCAAAAUAUCCAUUUAUUUGCAUUCUAAAAUUGGUUCAAUCAAAGAAGUGA
This is a messenger RNA of Callorhinchus milii (elephant shark), 1045 nucleotides long. RefSeq names its product probable G-protein coupled receptor 139. Lineage: Eukaryota; Metazoa; Chordata; Chondrichthyes; Chimaeriformes; Callorhinchidae. The record is from RefSeq and is a predicted model, not a curated record. Gene Ontology annotation, molecular function: G protein-coupled receptor activity. Gene Ontology annotation, biological process: G protein-coupled receptor signaling pathway. Gene Ontology annotation, cellular component: membrane. The transcript has 2 exons. The coding region runs from base 68 to 1045 and encodes 325 amino acids.